UACGGUGUUCAAAAUGAGAAAAAAGUGGAAGAUGGGAGGCAUGAAAUACAUCUUUUCCUGGUUGCUGUUCUUUCUUUUCCUAGAAGGAAGCAAAGCAGAGCAAGUAAAACAUUCAGAGACAUAUUGCAUGUUUCAAGACAAGAAGUACAGAGUGGGUGAGAUAUGGCAUCCUUACCUGGAACCUUAUGGGUUGGUUUACUGUGUGAACUGCAUCUGCUCAGAGAAUGGGAAUGUGCUUUGCAGCCGUAUCAGAUGUCCAAGCCUUCAUUGCCUCUCUCCUGUGCAUAUUCCUCAUCUGUGUUGCCCUCGGUGCACAGAAGACUCUUUACCUCCACCAAACAACAAAGUGACAAGCAAGUCGUGUGAGUACAAUGGGACUACCUACCAACAUGGCGAGCUGUUCAUGGCUGAAGGACUCUUUCAGAAUCGGCAACCCAAUCAGUGUACCCAGUGCAGCUGUUCGGAGGGAAAUGUAUAUUGUGGACUCAAGACAUGCCCCAAACUAAGCUGUGCAUUCCCAGUCUCUGUUCCGGAUUCCUGCUGCAGGGUAUGCAGAGGGGAUGGAGAAUUGUCAUGGGAACAUUCUGAUGGUGAUAUCUUCCGGCAACCUGCCAACAGAGAAGCAAGACACUCUUACCACCGCUCCCAUUAUGAUCCUCCACCAAGCCGGCAGGCAGGAAGUGUACCCCGCUUUCCUGGGGCCAGAAGUCAUAGGGGAGCUCUUAUGGAUUCCCAGCAAGCAUCAGGGACCAUCGUGCAGAUUGUCAUCAACAACAAACACAAGCAUGGACAAGUGUGUGUUUCCAAUGGAAAGACGUAUUCCCAUGGCGAAUCCUGGCAUCCAAACCUCCGGGCCUUUGGCGUUGUUGAAUGUGUUCUGUGCACUUGUAAUGUCACCAAGCAGGAGUGUAAGAAAAUCCACUGCCCCAGCCGAUACCCCUGCAAGUAUCCUCAAAAAAUAGAUGGGAAAUGCUGCAAGGUGUGUCCAGGUAAAAAAUCAAAAGAAGAACUUCCAAGCCAAACUUUUGACAGCAAAGGCUACUUUUGUGGAGAAGAAACAAUGCCUGUGUAUGAGUCUGUGUUCAUGGAGGAUGGAGAGACCACAAGAAAAAUAGCACUGGAGACCGAGAGACCACCUCAGGUUGAGGUUCAUGUUUGGACCAUCCGAAAAGGCAUCCUCCAGCAAUUCCAUAUUGAGAAGAUCUCCAAGAGGAUGUUUGAGGAGCUCCAUCACUUCAAGCUGGUGACCAGGACAACCUUAAGCCAAUGGAAGAUCUUCACUGAAGGAGAAGCCCAGAUCAGCCAGAUGUGUUCAAGCCGUGUGUGCAGAACAGAGCUUGAAGAUUUGGUGAAAGUUUUAUACUUGGAGAGGUCUGAAAAGGGCCACUGUUAG
This is a messenger RNA of Elephantulus edwardii (Cape elephant shrew), 1393 nucleotides long. RefSeq names its product chordin-like 1 (gene CHRDL1). NCBI's taxonomy places the organism in Eukaryota, Metazoa, Chordata, Mammalia, Macroscelidea, Macroscelididae. The record is from RefSeq and is a predicted model, not a curated record. The coding region runs from base 14 to 1393 and encodes 459 amino acids. The transcript is spliced from 11 exons. Gene Ontology annotation, molecular function: protein binding.